This is a messenger RNA of Cladocopium goreaui, 1174 nucleotides long. The record is from the annotation of a GenBank genome assembly. NCBI's taxonomy places the organism in Eukaryota, Dinophyceae, Suessiales, Symbiodiniaceae.
GAUUUUGAUGUGGUUUCCACUUCGCAUCUUUUGGCUGAAUAGACCCAGGGUUCAGGCCGGCGCUCAAGCGGAUUGUGCCGCGCACGCAAUUGCGGGCUCGGGGUGAAAAAAGACUGCUAUUUGUAGAACCACGUUUUCAUACCUUCCUACUGGUAUCCCCAUACGACAACUUGGGGACCCUGGGUUUCAAUCAAUGCAGUGUGAUGUUCGGCAGGAAGCAUCCUGACUGUCAUGAUGAUCCAGCUCAUCGCACCAGUUUCGAUUUGCUAUUCGCAUGUAAAGAGGCUGGAUUGGCAGAGCACGCACUUUGGGCUGGGCCAUGAGUCUGGCAUUGAGUUUUGGCUUGGUCGGUGCCUUGCAGCGCUUUUCCUCUUCGGCUUUGCCGGCUUCUUACGAGUCCACCUUGGUGAGGAGAUCCAUGCUGAUCGCAAGAUGCGGCUGCUGAUCAUGAAGGAUGUGAGGCUCGGUCAGCUGAUGGGACGAGCUCAUCACUGGAUGACCGUUGGAAGAAUCAUGAACUUCAGCGUCAGCUUUUUCUGCCUCAUCGCGAUGUGGUUGGUAUUCCACGUAUCAAGUGAGCCUAAGGAUGUUGUCUAUGAUUCUAUGGGUUUGGCCUUCAUCAUCAAGCUGGACAAUGUGGCCGGCGACAUGGGUGUCAUCGGGCCAGCUCAAUGGGACGAAGACGUCCUGGGGAUCUACUGGACUUUGGUGAUGGGCUCUGCAGCUUCAGAGAAGCACGAGAAAGAGGAGAGAACCGAAGCCCAUGAGGUGAGCGCCACAAUCCGCAAUUUGCUCAUGAAAAAGGCAGUCAGGAUCUACAACCAAAAGAUGAAGCACGAGAAGUCGGAGGAAGCUUCUGGCACCCGGAGGCACAAAGAAGCUCGACUUCCAGACCGCAAUUGGGAUGACAUGACUUGGUUUGUCCCUGAUCCAGAAGAAGGCCAGGUGAAUUUCAACGAAGUGUUCCAUCAUCCUGCAGUCCAAGAAUAUGUGCAAAGCGAGGAUUUUGUGAACUAUAUCUAUUCAAAACUUGGGAAGGAGCGGGCUAUAGCAGACCAGCUCGGCUUGGCUUUCAUCAGAAUCUUCCAGUACAUCGGUCCAAUCACCUUCUUUUUCAUACAGAUUGCUAGGAAAGCUUAAGUUUCACACUGCAAGAAUGCGAACAAGCAUCGGG